GAGACAUGAUGGGACAUGAGAACCACACUUUAAGCAGUGACUUUAUCCUUUUAGGACUGUUCUCUUCUUCCCACACAAGCCUGGUGUCUUUCUCAUUUAUAUUUUUCAUCUUUAUUAUGACUAUAACAGAAAAUGCUCUCAUGAUCCUCCUAACCCACAGGGAUUCUCGACUCCAUACGCCAAUGUAUUUUCUGCUCAGCCAUCUCUCCUUCAUGGAUAUCUUGCACAUUUCCAACAUUGUGCCUAAAAUGAUUGCUGACUAUUUGUCAGGCAGCAGGACUAUUUCCUUUGCGGGCUGUGGUUUCCAGGUAUUUCUAUCCCUCACCUUGCUGGGUGGUGAGUGCCUUCUCCUGGCAGCCAUGUCCUAUGAUCGAUAUGUGGCCAUCUGCCACCCACUUCGCUACCCUGUGCUGAUGAGGGACAACUCCAGUGGGCUCAUGGCUGCAGGUUCCUGGCUUGUGGGGAUCCUUAACUCCAUAGUUCACACGUCUUUUGCACUCCACUUUCCUUUCUGUCACUCGAGGGCCAUUGAUCACUUUUUCUGUGAAGUCCCUGCCAUGUUGAAGUUGUCUUGUGUAGACACAUCACGCUAUGAGCGAGGAGUCUAUGUGAGUGGCAUUAUUUUCCUACUGAUCCCGUUUUCCAUGAUCUCUGUAUCUUAUGUGCAAAUUCUCCUCACUGUCUUCCAAAUGCAAUCAGGGGCCCGGCAGAAGUCUCUGUCCACUUGCUCUUUCCACAUGGUAGUGGUCAUAAUGUACUAUGGGCCAUUCAUCUUCACAUAUAUGAGACCUCGCUCAUACCAUACUCCAGGCCAGGACAAGUUCCUGGCGAUAUUCUACACCAUCUUGACACCCACCCUCAACCCUAUAAUCUACAGCUUUAGGAAUAAAGAUGUACUGAUGGCUGUGAAAAACAUCCUCCAAAAUAAUUUUCUGAGUAAAAAAUGAAUUGAAAAAGCCUGCAUAUUUUUGUGGCUUUUCUAAACUCACUUUAGAGCAUGGUUCACACAUUUACUUGAGUAUGAUGUGUGAUUGUACAGAGGUACAUAUCUAUAUCCACAUUUGGAUGCCCCAUGGUAAAGUUAUGCUCUGCUGUCCUACAGUAACAAUAAAAUAUCUAAGAUGACUUUGAAAAAGCUGUUAAUGUGUAUAUACGUUUAAUACAUAUUAUAGAAUUAUGUGUGCAAACUAUUCUAGCAAUUCUCUGAAACAGUGCAAAGGAACAAAUAUUCCUAUUAAAAUGGAUUUAUUCAUUUUACAAGUAGCAAUGCAGUAGACACAAUAUUUAAUUGGGAAACUUUAACCAUAUCAAAUCCAAUAUAUUGAAUAAUUGUUGUUGCAUGAAUAAUGUACAAUAAGUAAUUUAAAAGAAAUUCCUCCUUCAUGUUAUUUACUUUUUUUGUGAAGACCUCAGUGUAGGAUUUUGAGCUUCAUGAUUCUGUUGAUUUCAUACUG
This is a messenger RNA of Mesocricetus auratus (golden hamster), 1454 nucleotides long. Its product is annotated as olfactory receptor 2AJ1-like. Gene Ontology annotation, biological process: G protein-coupled receptor signaling pathway. The transcript has a single exon. The record is from RefSeq and is a predicted model, not a curated record. Bases 6 to 947 code for a protein of 313 amino acids. NCBI's taxonomy places the organism in Eukaryota, Metazoa, Chordata, Mammalia, Rodentia, Cricetidae. Gene Ontology annotation, molecular function: G protein-coupled receptor activity; olfactory receptor activity. Gene Ontology annotation, cellular component: membrane.